UUCUUCUCUGAAAAAGUUCCAGUUCCGUUCCCGCUUCAGUUUUGGCGGUAAACUUUGCAGGUUUCUGUCUCAAAAUUGUGUGAGUUUCAGUGACUCUGAUCACCGAGAAAACACUGCGACGGUUAAUCGAGCGCGGGAAGCAGCAAUGCGAGUUGAGUCUCAAAUUAUCAAACCUAUCGAUAAGGGAAUCGUUCACAGAAUCUGUGCAGGUCAAGUGAUCCUCGAUCUCUCUUCUGCGGUUAAGGAGCUUGUCGAAAACAGCUUGGAUGCUGGCGCCACCUCCAUCGAAAUCGCUCUCAAGGACUUCGGCCAAGAAUGGUUUCAGGUCACCGACAACGGUUGCGGCAUUUCCCCCAAUAAUUUCAAGGUUCUUGCACUCAAGCAUCAUACUUCAAAGUUAGCGGAAUUUCAUGAUCUUCAGUCUCUAACCACUUUUGGCUUCAGAGGAGAGGCGUUGAGUUCCCUUUGUGCUUUGGGGAACUUGACUGUUGAAACAAGAACACAGAGUGAGCCUGUUGCAACGCACUUGACUUUUGACCAUUCCGGUUUACUGGUAGCGGAAAAGAAAACUGCACGACAAAUUGGUACCACUGUCACUGUUAAAAAGUUGUUCUCUAAUUUGCCUGUCCGAAGCAAAGAGUUUAGUCGUAAUAUACGCAGGGAAUAUGGCAAGUUACUCUCUCUGUUGAAUGCAUAUGCCCUUAUAGCAAAAGGUGUCCGUUUUAUCUGCACCAACUCAACUGGCAAAAAUGUAAAGUCCGUGGCACUUAAGACGCAAGGAAGUGAUUCUCUUAAAGAUAACAUCAUAACAGCGCUCGGCACGAACACUUUUAGUUGCUUAGAGCCCAUGGCAUUAUGUAUAUCUGAUGGUUGCAAAGUUGAUGGUUUCGUUUCCAAGUCUGGACAUGGUAACGGACGCAGUUUGGGAGACAGGCAGUAUUUUUUUGUAAAUGGUAGACCAGUGGAUAUGCCUAAAGUAGGCAAGCUUGUGAAUGAGUUAUAUAAAGCUGCAAACUCUAAACAAUAUCCCAUUGCAAUCUUGAAUUUUACAGUUUCUACAAGAGCGUACGAUGUUAAUGUGACUCCUGAUAAGAGGAAAAUAUUUUUUUCUGAAGAAACUGCCCUAUUGCAAGCCCUGAGAGAGGGUUUACAACAAAUUUAUUCUCCUGGUAAUGUAUGUUAUUCUGUUAAUGAUGUUGAGCUGCCUGCUGCGGAAGAAGACUGCGUUGAGUUGUGUUCGUCUAAUAGGAAGUCUCCUAUCAUAGUGAAACCAUCGUCCCCAAAUGGCAGUCUUCUUCAAGAAGAGCAUUACACUGAGUGCAACAUUGGUAAUAUUUCUCAUGGUGAGCAUAAGGAGAAACAUAUUACUGAUUCUGAAAAUGCUUAUGAAUCUGUUAAUGAAGAUCAGUCUUCACAUGUUGAAGAAGGGUUAAUCUGUGAGGAUGAUGGGAGUUUAAUGGCCCAGGAGUUCACACUCAGAGCACACAGCACUUUAAAGGAUGAUAAGAGUAGAAGACAGUCAGCAUGUACGGGUAGUAUUAUACUUGAUCAAGCUACUCUUGUCUCUAGGAAAGUUGAGAGUUGGGGCAUUUCUAACAAGGAUUCAUAUAAUCAUUCAAGACAUGUUCAGUCAACUCUUAACAAAUUUGUUACUGUAAAUAAAAGAAAUCGUGAUAGCAUCGUUACAGCCUUAUCUGAGGUGCCUGUCCUUAGAAAAGCUCCUCAUUGUCAACUGAAGACUGCAAAUACUGAAACACAUGACUUGGUUACCCGACAAUCACUUUAUUUUGACCAAAUUGAUGAAACUGAUAAGGCGAGUCAGAUUGAAUCUUUGCAGCAACUUAAUUCUGAUAACAUCAUCCACAAAAAUGAAAAUGCAAUUUCUUUCAGAGGUGAAUCUACUGAUGGAGAAACUAAAAUGGAUUUAGAUCAACAGAAUAAUACAUCUCUAGCUGAUACAGCAUCAAUUGGUCCAUCUAGCAAUGAUCUGAUCAAUACUACAAAGCAUGUUUUGGUCUCAGACCCCCCGUUACAUUCUUCGCCUGUACAGUUAGAUUCUUCCAAGUCUUCUGGUCAGAAGAUACGCUCCAACAUGCAAUUUUCUUUUCAAGACCUUAAGAAAAGGAGAGAGAAGAGGAUUUCUAUGUUGCAAUCCAAUAGAUGUGGAAAAGCUAAUGUCAAAAGUUGCUAUACGGCUGCAACUUUGGAGCUUUCACAACCAGAAAUUGAGGGGCAGAAAGAAAGGGCUUUAGCAGCUGCAGCUACCGAACUGGAAAGAAUUUUCAAGAAGGAAGACUUCAGCAGAAUGAAGGUCAUUGGGCAAUUCAAUCUUGGAUUUAUCAUUGGUAAAUUGGAUCAAGAUUUAUUCAUUGUGGAUCAGCAUGCUGCUGAUGAGAAAUACAAUUUUGAGCAUCUAUCGCAAUCAACCAUCUUGAACCAACAGCCUUUGCUUAGGCCCAUAAGAUUGGAGUUAUCCCCUGAAGAAGAAAUAGUUGCUUCAAUGCACAUGGACGUAAUCAGGAAAAAUGGAUUUACUUUGGAAGAGGAUCCAAAUGCACCGCCCAGAUGCCGUUUUAAAUUAAAGUCUGUUCCCUUCAGUAAAAACACUAUAUUUGGAAUUGAAGAUGUUAAGGAGCUGAUCUGUACCCUGUCUGAUGAUCAUGGGGAAUGUUCCAUUGUUGGUAGUUAUAAACUGGACACCUCAGAUUCUAUCUGCCCUUCAAGAGUUCGGGCAAUGUUGGCAUCACGUGCAUGUCGAUCAUCAAUUAUGAUUGGUGAUGCACUUGGAAGAAAUGAAAUGCAGAAGAUACUCGAGCAUUUGGCUGAGCUGAAAUCGCCAUGGAAUUGUCCUCAUGGCAGGCCGACCAUGCGCCACUUGGUCGACUUGACAAAAAUUCACAAGAGGUCAGAGCUAACCUUGCAGAUGUAAUUAAGAGUGGAUUUUUACUCCAAUCGCCGUUGCUAUAUUGGAAGUUGAGGGAAUUAUGUAACUUAUUCUGGAGGGGGGAUAUUUUGACUACCAAAAGUAUCCACUAUCACCUUACUACCUAUCAAAUCACCAUUGGAUCAAAGAGAGAGAAUGUUAAAAAGUUUUUGAAGAGAGAGAAAAUGUUAAUCCAAUGGUGAUUAGAUAGGUAGUAAGGUGGUAGUGGAAACUUUUGGUAGUCAAAAUAUCCUCCCUCCUUAUUCUGUAUAAAUACCAUGUACAAAAUAUUAGUUCUGUAAUGUUAUAGAGUCUGGAUGUGUUGAGUGUCUCCGGCAACAGUGGCAAAGUGCCACUGUUGAAAAAAAAAACACCAAAAUGCUACGCCAACAGUAAAUUUUGUCAAAAUGUCACGUGGCAUAUUUCGCUACAUUGUGUAGCGAAAUAUGUGUGCAAAUAAUUCGCUACACGAUGUAGCAAAAUACCACGUGUCAGACAGGGAGAAUUUCACUACACUGUGUAGCGAAAUUCUCCCUGUUUGACACGUGGCAUUUUUGAUUCUGACGUGGCAUAUUUCGCUACACCGUGUAGUGAAUUAUUUGCACACAUAUUUCGCUACACAGUGUAGCGAAAUAUGCCAUGUGGCAUUUUGACAAAAUUUACUGUUGGCAUGACAUUUUGGUGUGUUUUUUUUUGCCAACAGUGGCACUUUGGCCACUGUUCGGUGCAUGAGCAUGCUUGAUGUGCUGAGCUUCUCACCGGACAGUCUUCCUGCUUGACAUUGCCUUACUUUGCUAAUGGUCUGCUGCACAACUUUCAAGCCUUCCUGCCACUCUAGUCUUCCUCCUUAGCACUCGCUUUGGUUUUGGAUGUUACAUUGACCCUUUGAUAGUGUUAUUUUUAUUUAUUUAUUUAUUUUAUUGGGAGAGGUUAUAUUUA
Molecule: messenger RNA, 3862 nt
Organism: Gastrolobium bilobum
Lineage: Eukaryota; Viridiplantae; Streptophyta; Magnoliopsida; Fabales; Fabaceae
Product: DNA mismatch repair protein PMS1
Exons: 11
Coding region: 146-2929 (927 amino acids)
Biological process (GO): mismatch repair
Cellular component (GO): MutLalpha complex
Molecular function (GO): ATP-dependent DNA damage sensor activity; ATP binding; ATP hydrolysis activity
Source: RefSeq, a predicted model, not a curated record